AAAUUAUUCUUUAUUGUUUCAGUGAAUAAGGUUGAUGGCGUAUAUUAUGAAUAGCUUCGUACAGAUUUUCAUCUUCUUGAUUUGUAGUUUCGUUGGGCAAGUCAUUUGUCAAGGUGGAAGCGUUACAGAUUUGGUGGGUUGCGAAGGUAGAUGUUUUAGCAGAUACAACAGUUCGUUUCCAUGUCAAUGCACUAAACGAUGCAUAGCGCACGAAGAUUGUUGUGUCGGAAAUAAUGGUUACCUUAAAACAUGUCAACCUAUGUGCGCUGAAAAAUGUCAAAUUUAUUUGCCGGACAAAGAAAAAUGUCAAAAGUGCGCAUUUACUAAUGGGAGUUGUGUGACAAACAAAGAGAUAUUUGAAUUUUCUAAACGAUUGUGGAAAGAAAAUACAUUUAAACCUCGAUCUACGGAUUUUGUUAUAAAUAAACAAGGUUUUACAACUGACAAAAACACGACAGAUAAAGCUGAUGAAAAAUUAUUCACCUAUGUAGAUGAAUCCAUUCUGCAACUAGAGUCAUUUCAAAAACUCAUUGCUUUGUUUGACAAUUAUGAAAAAUCAUUAGGAAUAGAUGAAUCCUUCAUAAACAACAAGAAGAAGGAACAAAAUGAUUUCAUCAACUUUGUUCUGAGAACGCCAGUUGGAAAAGCUCUACGACAAUUUUUAUUCAAACAUGGCUUGUCAGGAUGUGGCAGGACAAGCGAUUUUAAAAAUAUUUUACGAAAAAUUUGGUUUGAAAAUUUUUCAAGAAAAAAAGGAGCUAUGGAUACGAGUGGGUUUGAACACGUUUUUCUUGGAGAACAUUAUAAUAAUAAAACAAGCGGUUUCCAUAACUGGGUGAGAUAUUAUCUUCUCGAGAAAGACGAGAAAAUUAACUAUAUGGGCCACUUGGAUACACCGGAAGACAACUUUGCGCCUGGAAGGCAACGAUUGCAGUUUGUCUGGGAAGGACAUCGCAAGCGUUUAACGUCAUUCAUUGUUGGGACUACUCCAGAAUGGGAAUUUAGCGUUAUCACUUUAUGCUACUUGACGAGGCCCGGCAUGAGGUGUAAAGUCUCAUUAGAAGACUUGAAUGGAAGCCCAUACGAUGUCGAAAUUCAGACAUACACAUGGAGCAGAACCGCACAUCAAAAUGGGCUGCGUUAUAUCGGUACUGCUUACGUGUUAUGAAGAAUUGAGAGCAAGCAGAAAAGCGUAAAUCCUGUCUAAUAUCUACCUAAAAAGAGAACAUUAAGAAUAGAAUUAGCCAAAACUAAUAGUAGCAUGUACACAUUGAAAUUUAUAAUAUCUCACGCGAACUAACAAAAUUGACGGCAAAAAAUAUUAACUUUGAAUGUCAAUGCAUGGUUUGUCACGCAUGGUUCGAUUUUGCAAUAUUUGCCUAUUUGGGAUGCUAUCUUUUAAUCAAUAGGCUUUUUUAGAACACGGGGCAACACAGUUUAGUAAUUGUUGCAAUAUUUAUAUAAAAAAAAUUAUAACUUUAAAAAAACUGCUAGGAAUAAUGAAAUUUCUUGUUUCAAGUUCGAACAAAUAUGUUUGUGGGGUAAUUUUUUACCUUCUUUCUUGAUAAAUCGUUCUGCGUAGCGACAAAAAUCAUUUUCAGUCAGGUCGUAAAUUUGAUAUUUUCUGCUCUUUUACUUCUUUAUCGUGCCUGUCCAAUUAUAUAAUACACAAUAGAUAUAUCAACACCAGGAUCCAUGUGAAUUGAUUUACAGUAUAUAUAUAUACUAAACUACAACAUAAAAAUAUAUAUGCUAUUUUAUAUUUCAUGAUCAUACAUUUCUGUAAUCCGACACUUGGAAAAACAAAUUACACAACCAUGCAAUACAA
Molecule: messenger RNA, 1828 nt
Organism: Styela clava
Lineage: Eukaryota; Metazoa; Chordata; Ascidiacea; Stolidobranchia; Styelidae
Product: uridylate-specific endoribonuclease D-like
Molecular function (GO): RNA endonuclease activity
Source: RefSeq, a predicted model, not a curated record